CAAGCGGCGCUCUGACGUCGCGAGAGUAAUACACUAUAAUAACUCAUUAGAGAGAAGGGGGGAGUGAACUAUAACACCAAAACCCUGCGGAGGAGACCAGGUGGACGGAUAACAACCGCGGCUACUGUUGAGGAGAGGAGUCUUUUAUUUGGUUAACUUGAAAUCUAAGAGUGGAAAGACAACGAGGAAGUUCAAAGAAACGAUAUAUUUUAUUUAUUUAUUUAUUUAUCAAUUUAUUUGUUUAGGUUAUUUAUUUUAUUAUAUAUCCGAAGAUGAACCGAGUGACAAGAAGCAUGGGUACGAUCGAGGAAAUUCGACAGGAAGACAAAUCUGGGGACGGUUGCAGGAGACUGCGCCUGACGUUGCUCGACCAGAGUCCAUCGGUGAGGAGCCACGAGCAGCCAAGAGGGAAGCCAAUCGGAAGAGCCUUCGCCCUCGUCCAACCGGCCUACGAGAAUACCACUCUGACCUCUGAGCCAAUCAAACCUGUGGACGAGAAGGUUGAAGUGAUAAAGGUGUACCUGGAGGCCCGUAAGGAGGAGCAGCAGAGACACCAGGAGAACCUGAACAUGCUGUCGGAGGAGGUGUCUCAUAUCCAGGAGGUGAGAUACUGCCUGAAGAACCUACGUGAACAGAUGGCAUCCAAGACCAAAUUUUACUUCCCUGGACAGAAGAGCAGCAGCAGCACCGGCAGAAAGAGCAGCCCAGUCGAACACCAGGGCGGGGCCAGGAACGUCCGGCAGGAGGGGGAUGAAGGUGAAAGAGACAACAUGAGGGAGGUCAGCAGACGUCUGUACGCACAGCUUCAGGACGCUGAGAGGAAACACCAGGAGGAGAGAGAGAGGCUUCAGGCGGAGGGCAGGGAGCUGCAGCAGCGUCUGGGCGAACAGACGGACAGACUGAAGGAGGCGGAGGACGACGGGGAGAGGAGGGACAUGCGUAUCGAAGACCUGCAGAGGCUACUUGGAGGCAUGGAGCUGGAGAGCGCGUCCCUGAGGGACUCCAUCCGCGGCCGCGAGGAGGAGCUGCGCCACAUGAGGGAGGAGGGCCAGAGAGACGGGAGGAGGGCUGAGCAGUUAGAGAAAGAGGUGGCCACCCUGAAGGAGAAGAUACACCAUCUGGAUGACAUGCUGAAGUGCCAGCAGAGGAAAGUGCGACACAUGAUUGAGCAGCUCCAGAACUCCCGCAUGCUGAUCCAGGAGCGAGAGCGCGUCAUCAAACAGCUUGAGGAAAAGGUGGCGUUCCUGGAAGCAGAGAACCGGGAGAUGCAUGACCAGAUGGAUUACUUCCUGGGAGAGCAAAGGUCAAAUGCAUAUCUCUCAACAGAACGCAACCCCAGGAUAGUGUACAGCAAGCCCAUAAAGCCAACGACUUCAUCCAGCAAACCACUGCCGUUCAUGAAAAUCAUCGAGAUCAAUUCCUGAAUGCGGAGAGUUCAUCAAAAACAUGAAGAUCAGAUCCUGGAUGCAUAGGGUACUGAGUGAAGGAGAACCGAUGGGUUCCCAGCAGCUAACAAACGCCUAACAACCGAUAACACCCUCAACGCAGCUCACACUAGUGGGUUCCUGCCUGUAAUAUUACAACACCAGUACAUCCACCAAACACACACACUCAUGCUCUCUGGGAUACAUCGCAAGGAGAGAUUGAUUGGAAUAGGUACAAAAAAGGCAUAAUGUUGGUUCAGUGGUCUUCUGUUAAAUAUCUGUUCUGAAUUAAUGGUCUUGCAUUGGACUGAAUAUGUUUAUUUCAGUGUUCUCUUGAUUGAGACAUUUUUGUUGUUUUUGUGCGCAAAGAAUGAAGGAUAUGUUUAAGUAAGGAGCGUGAUGUGUCACUACAAAAGUACUUACAUUAAACAAUUUAACUGUUGCAUAUUGAAGUGCAGACUAACAUGUAGGCUAGGUACCUGGGGACAUGGGGCCUAGGCAGAUAUUGUAUUGUAUUUUUACACCAAUAACUCAAGCCAAUAUUUGUGUACAUGCAAGAUCCUCAACACGACAACUCCUAUUGUGAGGAACUAGCACCACUCGUAGGAGGAAGACGUGAUCGUCCAUGAAGUCCUUAUGCGUUAAGCUUACUAACCAUAGUCUUUAGCCUGAAUGAACCAUUUCACCAUUCGACCUGUCUCCAAUGUCUCCAAUACUGACUGGCUUAAAUGAUCGGGCUCACCAUUUUAUUAUUUUGAUAGACCCUUUUGAAGCCCAACGCAAGGCACUUUAUUGUAUUGUUAGUAGUAAGCAGAAAUAAAGAUCAAGACAUUGACGCGCUAAUUAUCACUUUUAGCAAGAACAUUUCCCCUACAAGUCAUAUUUUCAAUCAAAUUCCUGAAGUUUCCUAUCUGAGCUGAUGUAUUGUGUAUAUAUAUUUAGUUUUUAUUUAUGUGAUUUCACUUCAGACUUCUAACAAAUGUGACCGUGAGCAUUUUCUCUUUAUAAAUAUAUUUAUAGAAAAGACAGCUUUUGUAGUUUGUGAUAGGACAUUUUGGGUGCAUUCUCUUUUACUUGUCAUCUGUUUGAUAAAUUAAAAUUAAAAAAAAAUCCCCUUGGUCA
Molecule: messenger RNA, 2546 nt
Organism: Gadus macrocephalus (Pacific cod)
Lineage: Eukaryota; Metazoa; Chordata; Actinopteri; Gadiformes; Gadidae
Gene: tuft1a
Product: tuftelin 1a
Exons: 12
Coding region: 273-1424 (383 amino acids)
Biological process (GO): intracellular signal transduction
Cellular component (GO): intracellular anatomical structure
Source: RefSeq, a predicted model, not a curated record